AUGGUGCUGUCAACGCCCCCCAGUGUACCUGUCAACCUGUACCAGACCCCAGGCAGCAACGGCAACGGUGCUGUGAACGGCAACGGUGCUAUUAAUGGCAACGGUUACACCAACGGUGUCAACGGCAACGGUGCUGUUAACGGAAACGGUUACACCAACGGUGUCAACGGCAACGGCGCUGUUAAUGGAAACGGUUACACCAACGGUGUCAACGGCAACGGCGCAGUUAACGGAAACGGUUACUCCAACGGUGUCAACGGCAACGGCGCUGUUAACGGAAACGGCUACUCCAACGGUGUUAACGGCAACGGCGCUGUUAACGGAAAUGGUUACUCCAACGGCCGUGUCAACGGUAACGGCGCCGUUAAUGGAAACGGUUACUCCAACGGCCGCGUCAAUGGAAAUGGCGCCGUUAACGGAAAUGGUUACUCCAAUGGCCGCGUGAACGGCAACGGUUCUGUCAACGGUAAUGGUUAUUCCAACGGUCGCGUCAACGGUAACGGUUACUCCAACGGGCGUGUCAACGGAAACGGUGCUGUGAACGGUAGCGGUUACUCCAACGGCCGCGUCAACGGAAACGGUUACUCAAACGGUCUCGUUAACGGCAAUGGUGCUGUCAACGGCAAUGGUUACACCAAUGGAGUCAGCAGUAAUGGAGUGAACGGCAACGGGUACACUAACGGAGUCAAUGGCAAUGGUGCUGUUAACGGCAAUGGGUACACCAACGGCGUCAACGGUAAUGGAGUUAAUGGCAAUGGUUACACCAACGGAGUCAAUGGCAAUGGUGCUGUUAAUGGCAACGGUUACACCAACGGUGUUAACGGCAACGGAGUGAACGGAAACGGUUACACUAACGGCGUUAACGGUAAUGGCGCUGUCAACGGUAACGGUGCUGUCAACGGCAACGGCAACGGCAACGGGUACUCGUACCAGCCCCCCAGCGUUCCCGUCAACCUGUACCAGACCCCACAAGGCUAA
Molecule: messenger RNA, 978 nt
Organism: Scylla paramamosain (green mud crab)
Lineage: Eukaryota; Metazoa; Arthropoda; Malacostraca; Decapoda; Portunidae
Product: N66 matrix protein-like
Exons: 2
Coding region: 1-978 (325 amino acids)
Source: RefSeq, a predicted model, not a curated record